GUUAAUGAUAUUCAUUAUUGUGGUUAUGAAUAUUUAAUAACGAUAUUCAUUUUGUUAUGGUACUUUGGCCUAUAUAAAGUGGUUGCAUUCUAUCAUUAGCUGGUCAUAAUCCCAUCAAUAGUCUAGUUACACAUCUAGCACAAAGCAACAACCAUGGCUGGGAGGGUGCUGCCUUGCUGUAUUACAGUUACAACCUUCCUCAUAGUCAUACUAUUUGCUUGCUGUCCAGUAGUGAGGGCAAUCUAUUGCUUUGGAAGAGAAGGAGAGGUUAGGUUAGCAGAUGGACCCAGCUCCAGAGAGGGGAGAGUGGAUAUUUGUGAUGGUAGAUACUGGCGCACUCCAUGUCAAGACACCUGGGGAAUUGAAGAGACUCGAGUGGUGUGUCGAGAGCUGGGGUUUUGUCAGCAAGGAGGACGCUUAGUAACAGGCCAUAGUUAUCAGGAGUAUAUUCUAUUUGAUAUCAAUGAAGUCAACUGCACUGGAGAUGAAGCUACACUGAGCAACUGUUCUGUGACAUUAUACUAUUCAAGUAACUGUGGCAACUACGUUGGGGCCGGAGUGUCUUGUUAUUCAACCCCUAAAAGGCCAACAAAUGUCGAGAUCACUUUCAUUGACUCGUCCUCCAUUCAAGUGUCCUGGUUACCUCCAGACAUGGGCAACUGCACCAAUGUGGAUGGAUACCGAAUUAUCUGUUCUGAUGAUAUAUCGUGUAAUAGGCCUUAUUCUUUUGUGGAAGAGACUCCAAGUCAUUCAUUGAAUGUGACAUUCCACGAUCCUUAUGAUAAUGAUAAUUUCAAUUCUUGCUUCUUCUAUUGCCUUGUUUCUGGUAACAACAGUGCUGGAGUAGGUCCUGCUAGCUAUGUUUAUGGACCUACCCCCAGCCCUCCAAGAAACGUGACAGUCAAGCCUUCAGGACAAACGUCACUGCUAAUUGAGUGGCUGGAGCCAAAACAAAUCUAUGAACGAUACGGUGAAUAUUAUGUGGUGUGUGGGACACAGACUAGACCUAGAGUCAGCUCUAGAUAUAUAUACAGCAUCACAGAAACAGCUGUUAACAUUACUGGACUGAGUGUGUUCACAAGAUACGAAUGCUGUGUCACAGUGAACGUCGCCAGCUGGUAUAGUAGUUUCCCAAGUUGCGUGAAUGCUACAACUGCUCCAGAUCUCCCUACUGCCCCUCUGGCUGUCAACGUCAUUGAAGUCACAUAUAAGUCCAUCCAACUGGAGUGGUCCCCGCCACAACCAGCCAAUGGCACUAUCUCCCACUACACCAUAUCAUGCCUGCAAGCUAAUGGAACUAUUGUGAGCUUGAAUACCACUGCUGAUGGACUAGAGACUGUGAGCAACCUCCAAGAAUUGACCAACUACACUUGCUGCAUCUCUGCUACUAAUGAAGCUGGUGAAGGAAAUCAAACUUGUGUGGAUGCAAGGACAGAGCGAGGUUCUCCUACUGAACCACAAGAAGUUGCCAUAGUUUCGGCCUACACUAACGGUAUCACGCUGACUUGGACAGAGCCAGCUGAGAGCUAUGGGCAAGCUAUCCUGUUCUACAGUAUCAACUGCACAUCAGCACACCACAAUGCAGAGAUACAACGAGCAUACAAUACCUCUGUGGAAGUGUCUGGUCUUAAUGCCAACACCAACUACACUUGCUGUGUUUCAGCAGGGAACUCUGUGGGCGUUGGACUACAUCAAUGUAUCGUUGUCAUGACUGCUAUAAAUACUGAACAACCACAAUCUGGAAGCAACCUGGUGACAGCAGUGUCUGCUGGAGCACUGCUAGCAGUGUUGCUACUUCUGUGUAUUGUGAUAACAUGCAUAACCUGUUGUUGUUGUUACAAGAGAAGAACGAGCAAACAAGUGACUCUUCAAGGUCAACAAAGCACUGCAGAUCCAGUGUACGAGGUUCCUGAAGAUAUAGAGCUCAAAGAGAAAGGCAGUACAUUGAAAACUGCUCCACAAAACAACGACACAUCACACAGACACGUGUACAAAGAAGAGGUGGAGAUACGAUAUGAGAAACCAGUGCUUGCUUCGAGUGGAGGGACUGCAACGAACAAAAAACAGAGAGAGAAGAAGCCAAUGAUGCUGAUAGCUACUCCACCCAUCACUCAACCCAGCCAGCAAAGCGGUGAGAAGAUCUACCAGCCAUUGAUCCCCCCCAAGACUUACAAAGAACAAAAAGUCUCAGCCUACCAAGACCUGGCCUUUGAGACAAGAGACGCUGGGACAGACAUGGCUAAUAAUUCAGAGGGACAGUACGAGCCCAUCAGGAAAAAUGAUGAGGACAAUCAGUACGAGCCGUUGCCGUUUGGAGGGGGUGGGGCAUCUCAGGAGGGGGCGUACCAACCACUGAGCUUCCAGACGAAGGACGACAACACUUACGAAACUAUUCAAACAACCACUGCACCUGUACAUGAGAACUGAACUAUACUGACUUCAAACACUUGUUUUGUGUGUUCUGUGUGUUGCAUGCAUGGUUUCCAGUGGUUUUGUACACUAGUCUCUUCUGUUCAUGCACUCCUAUUGUUCUACAGUAAUAAUAAUUAUGCACGUGUUGGUUUGCUGUGUAUAUGUAUUUUAAUCACAAUUGCAUGUAGAAUCACAAAUGACAGUGU
Molecule: messenger RNA, 2618 nt
Organism: Halichondria panicea
Lineage: Eukaryota; Metazoa; Porifera; Demospongiae; Suberitida; Halichondriidae
Product: tyrosine-protein phosphatase Lar-like
Exons: 10
Coding region: 154-2427 (757 amino acids)
Cellular component (GO): membrane
Molecular function (GO): protein binding
Source: RefSeq, a predicted model, not a curated record